Molecule: messenger RNA, 723 nt
Organism: Staurois parvus
Lineage: Eukaryota; Metazoa; Chordata; Amphibia; Anura; Ranidae
Source: the annotation of a GenBank genome assembly
AUGUCUAAGCCUGUUGACCAUAUCAAGAGACCCAUGAAUGCCUUCAUGGUGUGGUCCAGAGGGCAGAGGAGGAAGAUGGCCCAGGACAAUCCCAAGAUGCAUAACUCGGAGAUCAGUAAAAGACUUGGGGCCGAGUGGAAACUUCUGUCUGAAGCCGAGAAAAGACCUUACAUUGACGAAGCCAAAAGGUUGAGGGCUCAACACAUGAAGGAACACCCCGACUAUAAGUAUAGACCAAGGCGCAAGCCCAAGAACCUUUUAAAGAAGGACAGGUACGUCUUUCCACUGCCCUACCUUGGAGACCAUGACCCACUUAAAACAGGACUUCCCAUGAGUGCCGCUGAGUCCCUUUUGGGGGCCUCAGAAAAGGCAAGGGCAUUCUUGCCACCUACAUCAGCACCUUACUCUUUUGCUAGACCCAAGCCAGUUUAGCUCCGCCACCAUCCAGAAGAUGACCGAGAUGCCACAUACCUUGACCACAAGUACCCUCCCUUACGCCUCCACCUUGGGAUACCAAAAUGGAGCCUUUGGGGGCUUAAGCUGUCCCAGCCACACACACACACACACCCCCCCUUCUCCCACCAACCCCGCUAUGUGGUGCCCUGUAACUGUACAGCAUGGUCUGCAUCUAACUUGCAGCCUCCAGUUGCCUAUAUAUUGUUCCCUGGCAUGACUAAAGCUGGUAUAGACCCUUAUUCCUCUGCACACACCGCAGCCAUGUAA